This is a messenger RNA of Plasmodium vivax (malaria parasite P. vivax), 918 nucleotides long. Its product is annotated as WD domain, G-beta repeat domain containing protein. The coding region runs from base 1 to 918 and encodes 305 amino acids. The transcript is spliced from 9 exons. NCBI's taxonomy places the organism in Eukaryota, Apicomplexa, Aconoidasida, Haemosporida, Plasmodiidae. Gene Ontology annotation, molecular function: protein binding. The record is from RefSeq and is a predicted model, not a curated record.
AUGAUUAAAAGGAAAUACAAUUUGAAGUACUGUUGCGAUGACAUCUGCGUGUUCCCGAGUAGCACAUGGCGGAGCGGCAGCUGGGAAAAAUUCAGCCCCAGUUUCGGCUUAACGGCCAUUUCGACCUACCAGCUGAAGGUCCCCGCUGAGGAUGGCGGGAAAGGUGGCGGAGACCCCACAGUGGAGACGCACCACGGGGAGCAGAAAAAAAAGGGGAAGGUGUAUCUGUACCGACUGGAGGAAGACACCACUGAGGAUGGAGACCCAUCCGAAAAGAGCCCCCUCUUGACGUACCACAGUGAUAUAAACUUCCGCAGCGGCGUCCUCCAGUCGAGCUAUCUGUUCACCCACGACAGCCUCUUGCUGGGCAGCGUCUGCGUUAACGGUUUUCACUUGGCCCACGUGAAGGACGGAAGUCACCACCUGCUUUUCGCAACGCCAAAUGGAAGAGACAUCUCGGGGUCUGACGAUUGCUCCUUCGCAAUAUGGGACCUCAGAACGAUGGCAGCACCGUCAGCAAGGAAUACAAAGUCCCACUCGCAAGGCGUCACGGCGGUCAAGUUCGACAGCUUCAGUCAGCAGCUGUACACGGCAUCGUACGACAACAAGAUUCGCAUCUUCGACGCGCGAAAUGUGCAGAACCCCCUCCGAACAGUCGACGUGAAGUCCAGCAUUUGGCGGCUUAAGUUUCUGUACAAAGGCACGGACGUGAACGAACUACUAGUCGCGGCCUGCGACGGCGGGGCUCAGUUAUUCAAGAAGAUCAACGACGAAUUCAUUUUCGAUAAGGGAGUCCCCAAUGGGAACGAACUGACCUACGGGAUUGACGCCAUUGACCUUGCCGAUAUGGGAAAGGAAAAAAAAAAAAUUUACCUGUCUUGCUCUUUUUACAAUAAGGAAGUCCAAAUGUGGGCUUAG